Messenger RNA from Cetraspora pellucida, 390 nucleotides. NCBI's taxonomy places the organism in Eukaryota, Fungi, Glomeromycota, Glomeromycetes, Diversisporales, Gigasporaceae. The record is from the annotation of a GenBank genome assembly.
CAGACAGAAGAACAAUUCAUAGAGAUUGAGGGCCAAAAUUCCAAAGCAGAUAAGGAACGACUAGCAGUGGAGUAUGGAUUGGUUAAGCCGGGACCAUUAAGGAUACUUAAAUGGGACCAGCAUACCCAAACACCACAAGAUGCAUACCAUUCCUUGGCUGGAAAAGCAUAUAUAGAGAAACCUACCAAUUGGUAUCGAAUGCCUAAUCCCUUACGACACCGUCAAAGUUUCAUGUUCUCCAAUGUGUUGAGGCUUGCAAUGCUAAUGCCGUUUAUACUUCGAAGAUUUUUAAAGCCUAAUCAUGUCAAGACAGAGAUUAAGAAUAAUUGGAGAGCGAAACAAAUAUCUAGUGUAUCAAAAUUAUGCACUUGCUGGGCAAUUGAAGCCAAA